AUGGUCGAGUCUUAUCGCCCCAGUUACAGCAACCAGCGCGACUCUCGCGACAACCGUGGCGGCGGCCGCAGAUCCCCACCGCGCCGCUCUCCGCCAUCUGCCAUGUACCAGUUCGGCGGAAGUGGUGACAGCUAUCGGCCUGGAGGUCGCAACGACCGAAAUGACCGCGGCGACCGCAACGACUACGAUGCUCAUCGCAAUGGAGAUCAUCGAAACGACUUCAACUUUCGCGCUGGAGACAGGGAUCUUCAUUUCCCACCCGCAGACUCGCAGCGCCCACCUCGUGAGCGUGCUAGGCGGCCCCAAGCGCGCGACACUCGCCGCCCUCGUCAAAACAACCAGUUUAGCCGCGGACCAUGGCGUCCUCCCGCCCCGCACGAACGCCCCAUCCUCCGUUCCAAUCGCGAGAAGACUCCUGAACGACUGGACGGUAUGGGUGAGGGCAAAGCUAAGUUUAUAUCGCUGAGUGACAUCUCAGACUCGGAAGGAGAGAUGGACCUUGAGUCUGAUGGCGAUGCAUCCGCCGACGCGGAUCGUCCGCCAGCGAAGAGAGCCAAGCCUACCACACAAGAAAACGCUGAUGAUGGCGAUGAACGCCCUCGCUGGUCCAACCCGGACCCGUACACUGCUCUUCCGCCUCCAGAUGAGACUCACACGAAAAGACGCGAUUUCGUGAAGUUGAUUCGUAAGGCCAAAGUCGCUGCCGAAGACGAGGGUUCCAGCGGCAACCCUGUCGCUAAGAAUGAUGAUUUCAUCUCGUUGAACUUCGAUGAUGAUGAAGAUCAGCAAGAAAGUGACCAUGACGACGGCGAUGCUCACCGUCGGCCUGGUGGCAAUUCGUUCAGUCAUCUCGACCAUCUCCACCCCGAUCGUAAGAGUGCUCCAUCAGACGGACCUACGAAGCCUGUUUUGAACGCAGCUUCUUUGGGCCCGCCUCCAGGUCUUGCCAGCCUACCUCCUAGACCUCUCGCCAACAACAGCCUUGAUACGUGGCCACCCCCUCCACCACCACAAGCUCCCACCGGGCCCAAAGCUUUGAAGCGUGGCCACCAAGCCGAUGAUGACGAUGAAUUGGAGAGCCUUCCUCCGCCCAAAGGCAAGAAGCGUAAGCGCGAGGCCCUCGACGGCGGUAUCAUCGACGACUGGCGUCCUCGCCCCGGUAGUUCGCCCACACCGUGGUGCCAGGAAGACCACUCGAGCUCCGAGAACAUGGGCUUCUGGUUGCAUAAGGAGAUUGCGGACUUCUAUGAUUUCGUCAAGCCUCAUCCGUUCGAGGACUCCAUUCGGCAUGGUUUGGUCAGGCGCAUCGAGCGCACCCUGACGCGGCAGAAGGCCUUUGCAGGUUCUACAGUGGAAUGCUUCGGUUCAUUUGCUGCCGGCCUGUAUCUUCCCACAGCAGAUAUGGAUCUUGUUAUUCUCUCGUCCCACUUUCGCAACACCGGGCAGGGAAUGGUCACCAAGAAGACGCUUUACAGGGUUUCAGAUAUCCUGGAAAGAGAGGGCAUCAGCCAACCUGGUGCCACUGAGGUAGUCGCUGGCGCAAGGGUUCCGAUUAUCAAGAUUGUCGAUCGUGUCACUGGCCUGAAGGUCGAUAUCUCCUUCGAGAACAGUACUGGCAUUGCUGCGAACAAGACCUUCCGAGGAUGGAAAAGUGCUUACCCAGCCAUGCCAGUGAUUGCCACACUGGUGAAGCAGUUCCUCCUUAUGCGUGGCCUGAACGAAGUCUUCACCGGAGGCCUUGGAGGCUUCUCCGUCAUCUGCAUGGUUGUGAGUCUCCUUCAGAAUUGGCCUGAUUGCCAGAGCUACAAUCUCGUUCCGGAGGAACAUUACGGGGAUGUACUUUUGAACCUCUUCGACCUGUUCGGCAACAAGUUCAACAUCGCUACAACUAGGAUCCGGCUCAAUCCUCAUCAGUUCGAAGCAAAGGGCCCUCGCGACCUGAACGGAAAGCCCGCUAGACCAGACCGUCUCUCCAUCGUCGAUCCUAAUACUCCAACGAACGACAUCUCGUCGGGAUCACACAACGUAGUUCUCGUCCAGAAAUGCUUCCGCGACGCAUUCGACAAACUCCAACGUCGCAUGGCUGAAUUGAACGCCCUCGAUAUUGGACAGCGUAGGAAUGCUAGCAUUCUGGAGGUGCUCUUCGCGGGUGACUAUUCCUCGUUCGACUGGCAGCGCAAGCGCCUCAGGAAGAUCUAUGAUUCGGACCGGUGA
Messenger RNA from Diplodia corticola, 2214 nucleotides. RefSeq names its product dna polymerase sigma subunit. Gene Ontology annotation, cellular component: TRAMP complex; nucleolus. Gene Ontology annotation, molecular function: poly(A) RNA polymerase activity; mRNA binding. Gene Ontology annotation, biological process: RNA 3'-end processing. The transcript is spliced from 2 exons. The record is from RefSeq and is a predicted model, not a curated record. Bases 1 to 2214 code for a protein of 737 amino acids. Lineage: Eukaryota; Fungi; Ascomycota; Dothideomycetes; Botryosphaeriales; Botryosphaeriaceae.